Messenger RNA from Pangasianodon hypophthalmus (striped catfish), 2524 nucleotides. It is a transcript of the gene zdhhc24, whose product is annotated as zinc finger DHHC-type containing 24. Gene Ontology annotation, biological process: peptidyl-L-cysteine S-palmitoylation; protein targeting to membrane. The transcript is spliced from 3 exons. The record is from RefSeq and is a predicted model, not a curated record. The coding region runs from base 876 to 1760 and encodes 294 amino acids. Gene Ontology annotation, cellular component: Golgi apparatus; endoplasmic reticulum. NCBI's taxonomy places the organism in Eukaryota, Metazoa, Chordata, Actinopteri, Siluriformes, Pangasiidae. Gene Ontology annotation, molecular function: protein-cysteine S-palmitoyltransferase activity.
UGGGCGAAAACCUCCACAGCCUCAACAACUGCUAUACUGAUUAACAGAUUUAGGGAUUAGGGAUUUAGGGAUCUUCUGUGAAAUGGGAACAGACCGAUAGUGUCACGCUUCAGACUGACAAAUUUAUCGACAUAUAUAUUUAUGUGCUUGAUCCACUGGUAACAUUAUUUCCCUAUGUUUUUAUUAAUUAUUGUAGGCUUUACUGUAGGCUUUACUGUAAAGCUGUGGAAAAACUUUGCUAUUGCUCGAAUGUAAAGUGUGAUUCGUAUAGUCAUAAUAUAGAAAUUAUCUGAAUGUAAAUGCUUGACAUAUCAACAGUUUGUUGAAGUCCUUAAAAAGAUCAUUUCUUGUAAGUAGGAACCAGUGUGUCCCAACCGUUUGCUCUUAAGGGACGCUUAAAAUUGUAACACAAUAAUCAUGUGCGGUGCCAUUGUUUAGGUAGUUAGCUAACUAGCUUUUUUUUUUACCUACGUUGAGAGCUCAGAGCUCAUUUCUUCCACCACUAAUACACAAAAUAGAAAUAAAUGGAUCGACACGUCGGUAUAAAUAGUUUACAUUUAUUUUGUAGCCACUAAGCGGCUAAGCCGAUGUGAAACACGCCAGCUGUUCUUAAUGUGCCAUGAUUGUAGCUAGCUAGCUGACUUACCUCACCUGCUAAACUUGAAAGACAGCUUUACAAGGCUUUUUGUAUUAUCCCAGACAGUAUCAAGCCCCUCUCAUAUUCCUUUUUUCAUUCACUGAAACUGGACUACAGCAGGACACCUGUCAGAGUUAUCAACUAGUUAUGGUUUUGUAUGAAUUUAGAGUCCAGCACCAAGACGCUAAGUACAUGGUUGCUGGUCCUUCAGGAGAGUUUUAAUAGAAAAGGCUGGUAGAUGGUGAAGAUGGUCAGUUUUGGGAGUAAAGUGUGGUGUGGGGUGGAGAAGGGUUGUCGCUACCUGCCCAUUGUGCUCAAUACAACCCUGGUGUUCUCCAUCACGGCUGAAGUGAGCUAUCUGGUUUUGAUGGAAGCCCCCCUGGAGCCAGCACAGAAGGAGUCUGAGUGGUCUGCUCAUUGGAAGACCAUGCAUCUGCUUGCUCAGUACUUUAUGCUGGGAAGCAUAACAUGGAACGCCUCUCUGUUCCUUAAAACCAACCCGAGUAUCCGUGGAGUAUUCCUUAAUGGGGGUAUCGUGGGGCAGGGUUGGAGGUACUGUUUCACCUGUGAGACACACACUCCUCCACGAUGCUCGCAUUGUUAUGACUGCAAAGUGUGUGUCCUGCGUCGGGAUCACCACUGCGUCUUCUUCGGCCAGUGUGUGGGCUUCCGCAAUUACCGCUACUUCCUGAGCUGUCUGCUGUUCAUGUGGGCUGGUCUGCUGUACGCCGUGGUGAUGAACGCUGAGGUCUUCAUCGUCAUCUUGAAGGAAGGUGUUACCUUUCACAGCUUCAUGCUGCUCAUGGUGCCAUGGAUUAUGCUGGUCACUGGUCAGGUGACAGCGCAAGCCUUCACUUUUGCCUUCAUUGCCGACACCUGCGUGGUGGGCUUCCUGCUGGUCUCUGCCUUCCUCUUUUUCCAUGUGGGGUUGAUGCUGAGAGGUCAGACGACGAGGGAAUGGUAUUCUGCCCGGCGGCCGUACAGUCUCGGAAUGCUCGCCAACGUCCGUGAAUGCUUGGGUGAGCACUGGUACAUCUGCUGGCUCUGUCCUCUCAUUCCCUCCACCCUGCCCGGCGACGGCAUCAACUUCAAAGUCACUGGCUGUCUUGACCCCGUGAAGUGAAGGCUCUGCGCAACUAAUUUGACUCUAAAUCUGACGAGAUUCUGAUGUUUUCUUUAUCUAAAAGUGGAUGCAAUUGAUUUUAUCUUCAAAUCCUAGCAAACUUUGUUCUGGAGACAGCAUUAACUUUAGGGUCACAAGCAGUCAAAUUGGUUGUGCACAGCUAUCCAUGGUAAUAUGAAGCCAGAGUUAUAGGUAAUGUGAAGCCAGGGAAGGAUUUUAGUCAAGAUUAGUGGAUUUGAAGCACUGAUUACACUAACUGUGCACUGAGUGAAUAUUCUACCAGCUAUCUUUAAACAAUUACCAGCUAUCUUUGCAUCAUGGGUACCAGCAAGAAAUCUUCAUUUUAUUUUGCCAAAUCACUGUAUAUAGAAAAGGUUUACGGUUAACUGAUUUUAGACGAUCUUGAUGGGAUAGAUAUGUAUUGUCCUGGAGUAUAAUGUGAUGUGGAUGUUCCAUUUAAUGCAUUUAUAUUAUUGUCCCAGCACUGUAAUUAUGAUAUAAACCAACUGAAUGCUAUUGUGGUGAAUGGAAUUUUGUCUUGAAUACACUGUAUUUUUAUUUACUCCAUUGGAUUUUCUUUUUAUAUUUUUUAAUCAGUCAUUGAUGUGCCAAAUAACAUUUCGAAAUCUGUAUGCCAAGGUGAUAUUACUGAUACUUUUACGAGUUAAUAAACAGUCUGUAUACCAUUCAUCUAAGGGUUAUGUUAGAGCUUAUCCAGCGUAACAAUGAAAUAAAUAUCACUCAACUGUGACAAGCUCUGAGUA